AAACCCAUAAAAGGGUUAGACAAAAGCCUUAGAUCUAAGUAAUAUUCUUGGUCACAAUGAAGAGCACAACCAAGGAAGAAAGGAUUAAGGACGACUCCAAGCGUCGCGACCUGUUCGUAUUUGUGAGGCAAACCAUGUGUAUAGCGGCCAUGUAUCCCUUCGGUUACUAUGUGAAGGGAUCUGGAGUCCUGGCCGACCUGGUGCGAGUCUGUGACUUGGCCUACGAAUUCUUUAACUACUUCGUAUCGGUGCACAUAGCGGGUCUGUACAUCUGCACCAUCUACAUAAACUAUGGGCAAGGCGACCUGGACUUCUUCGUGAACUGCUUGAUACAAACCAUUAUUUAUCUGUGGACCAUAGCGAUGAAGCUCUACUUUCGGAGGUUCAGAACUGGCUUGCUGAAUGCCAUUCUGUCCAAAAUCAAUGAUGAGUACGAGCCACGUUCGGCUGUGGGAUUCAGCUUCGUCACAAUGGCGGGAUCCUAUCGGAUGUCCAAGCUAUUGAUCAAAACAUAUGUGUACUGCUGCUACGUAGGCACCAUUUUCUGGCUGGCUCUUCCCAUUGCCUACCGGGAUGGGAGUCUUCCUCUCGCCUGCUGGUAUCCCUUCGACUAUACGCAACCCGGUGUCUAUGAGGUAGUGUUCCUCCUCCAGGCAAUGGGACAGAUCCAAGUGGCCGCAUCCUUCGCCUCCUCCAGUGGCCUGCAUAUGGUGCUUUGUGUGCUGAUAUCAGGGCAGUACGAUGUCCUCUUUUGCAGUCUCAAGAAUGUAUUGGCCAGCAGCUAUGUCCUUAUGGGAGCCAAUAUGGCGGAAAUUAAUCAAUUGCAGGCUGAGCAAUCUGCGGCCGAUGCCGAGCCAGGUCAAUAUGCCUACUCCGUGGAGGAGGAGACUCCUUUGCAAGAACUUCUGAAAGUUGGGAGCUCAAUGGACUUCUCCUCCGCAUUCAGGCUGUCUUUUGUGCGGUGCAUUCAGCACCACCGCUACAUAGUGGCGGCACUGAAGAAAAUUGAGCGUUUCUACAGUCCCAUAUGGUUUGUGAAGAUUGGCGAAGUCACCUUCCUCAUGUGCCUGGUGGCCUUCGUCUCCACGAAGAGCACCACGGCUAACUCUUUCAUGCGAAUGGUCUCCUUGGGCCAGUACCUGCUCCUGGUUCUUUACGAGCUCUUCAUCAUCUGCUACUUCGCGGACAUCGUUUUCCAGAACAGCCAACGGUGUGGUGAAGCCCUUUGGCGAAGUCCUUGGCAGCGACAUUUGAAGGAGGUUCGCAGCGAUUACAUGUUCUUCAUGCUGAAUUCCCGCAGGCAGUUCCAGCUUACGGCCGGAAAAAUAAGCAAUCUAAACGUGGAUCGUUUCAGAGGGACUAUUACUACUGCCUUCUCGUUUCUCACCUUGCUGCAAAAGAUGGAUUCACGAGAAUAAAAAUAGACUACGGGUUUUCAUAAGAUUAGUGAA
This is a messenger RNA of Drosophila mauritiana, 1451 nucleotides long. It is a transcript of the gene Or83a, whose product is annotated as odorant receptor 83a. Gene Ontology annotation, molecular function: olfactory receptor activity; odorant binding. Gene Ontology annotation, cellular component: plasma membrane. Gene Ontology annotation, biological process: detection of chemical stimulus involved in sensory perception of smell; sensory perception of smell. The transcript has 4 exons. The record is from RefSeq and is a predicted model, not a curated record. NCBI's taxonomy places the organism in Eukaryota, Metazoa, Arthropoda, Insecta, Diptera, Drosophilidae. The coding region runs from base 57 to 1418 and encodes 453 amino acids.